AUGGAGGGGAGGAGAAUGGUCACUACGCUGCUGCAGCUGCUCGUCCUGGGACAUGUCACCGCCGCUCUGGAAGUGCCACUUGAUCUGUCGCAGCCACCGACCAUAACUCGCCAGUCCCCCAAGGAUUACAUCAUCGACCCACGAGAGAACAUAAUAAUCCACUGUGAGGCCAAAGGAAAACCUCAUCCCAGCUUCUCCUGGACCAGAGACGGGACGCACUUUGACAUCGAUCAGUUUCCUAACGUGCACAUGAGGCCGCGCUCCGGAACGCUGGUUGUGGACAUCAGUCAUGUGAAGGCGGAGCAUUACGAGGGCGUCUACCAAUGCACAGCACGCAACGACCACGGGACCGCCCUGUCUCACAACAUCGUAGUUUGGCAAUCCAGAUCGCCCUUAUGGCCAAAGGAGAACAUCAAACCCAUCGUGGUGAAGGAAGGAGUGCCGUUGGUGUUGCCAUGUCGACCCCCGGCUGGUUUGCCUCCACCCAUCAUUUUCUGGAUGGACAUUAACUUCCAGCGACUGCCCCUGAGCUCGCGGGUGUCUCAGUCUCUGAACGGGGACUUGUACUUCUCCAACGUGCUGCGUUCCGACUCCAGAAACGACUACAUCUGCUACGCCCGCUUCCCUUACACGCAGACCAUCCAGCAGAAGCAGCCCAUCACUGUCAAAGUCCUCAGCCUGGAUGCAAUCAAUGAAACAGUGGCUGCUAUUUACAAUGAAACUGAUUGGUUUAGUGAGGAGCCAGCCGAUGAGCGACGGCCAACCUUCCUCACUCCAUCUGGGUCAUCUAGUUCCAAGAUUGUGCUCAGAGGCCAGGUGCUGGAGAUGGAGUGCAUCGCUGAAGGCCUGCCAACCCCCGAAAUCACCUGGACCAAAGUGAGCGGAGACCUGCCAGCCGAGCGCACCACCUUCCUGCACUAUCAGAAAACACUGCGGGUCGUCAACGUGUCCGAAUCCGACGCUGGGGAAUACCGCUGCAUUGCCAGGAACAAUUUCGGAACGGAGCACCACACGACCCACGUGACGGUAAAAGCUGCUCCGUACUGGAUUAGCGGUGCUCCUAAAAACCUGAUCCUUGCCCCUGGAGAGAGCGGGGCGCUGACAUGCCGAGCCAGUGGAACUCCCAAACCCUCCAUCAGCUGGGCCAUGAACGGCGUUCCCAUAGAGAAUUCUCCGCGCGACCUGAGCAGAAAUGUGGACGAUGACACUAUCAUUUUCACCAACGUCCAGACUGGAUCAAAAGCUGUGUAUCAGUGCAAUAUCUCUAACGAAUAUGGCUACCUCAUGUCUAACGCCUUUGUCAACGUCCUCUCGGAGCCGCCCAGAGUGCUGACUCCGGCCCACAAAGUCUACCAAGUCAUCAAAAACCACCAGGCCCUUUUAGACUGCAGUUUUUUUGGAUCGCCCAUCCCUGAAAUUACUUGGUUCAAAGACACUCGAGCCAGUACCCUCAACACAGACCCGUACAAAGUCCACAACAAUGGCUCUUUGGAGAUUGAUGGCGUCCAGGGAAAACACGGUGGCAAAUACACCUGUGUGGCGAAGAACAUGCUCGGGAUCUCGGAAAAUCAUGUCUAUUUGGAGGUGAAAGAACCAACGCGGAUCCUCAAACAGCCCGAGUACAGAGUGGUGCAGAGAGGCAGAGCGGCCGUGUUCGAGUGUAAAGUCAAACACGACCCAACGCUUAUCCCGACGAUGACGUGGCUCAAGGACGACGACGAGCUGCCCGACGACGACAGACUGGUCGUGGACUCUGACAGCUUGACCAUCACCGAUGUAAACGACGGUGACGCUGGAGUCUACACCUGCAUCAUGAACACCACUCUGGACCAGGACGUGGCCAGGGCUGAGCUCACUGUAGUUGAGGUCACGCCCAUUCCACCCGUUGUCUAUGAGCACCCUGACCCUCCGACCGACCUGGAGCUGACGGAGCCCAAGAGGAGGAGUGUCCAGCUCACGUGGACCCCUGGGGACGAGCACAACAGCCCGAUUGACAAGUUUAUCAUUCAGUACGAAGACGCGCUGCACCACAGAGGCCACUGGCACAAUCUGACCGAGGUGUCUGGGAUGAAGACCACCGCUCACCUGAACCUGUCCCCACACGCACACUACAUCUUCAGAGUCCUGGCCCUGAACGGAGUGGGACUGAGCCGGCCCAGCCACCCCUCCCGCAUGUACAAGACAGAGGCCGCAGCUCCAGAUGAUAACCCAGCUGAUGUACACGGAGAAGGCACUGAGCACGACAAUCUUGUGAUAUCCUGGAAGCCGCUCACAGCCACCCAGUCCAACGGCCCCGGGCUGCACUACAGAGUCAUGUGGAGGCAGACGAGAGUGGAGACCGACUGGACGGCAGUGACUGUGCGCAACACCUCCAAGUUUGUGGUUUCUGGGACGCCCACAUUCGCCGAGUAUGAGCUGAAAGUCCAGGCCAUCAACGACCACGGAGCAGGACCCGAGCCGGCCAUCGCCCACGGUUACUCGGGAGAAGACUUGCCUUUAGCGGCUCCUGACAAUAUCCAGGUCCAGGUGAUAAGCGGCACUCAGGCCGCUGUGCUUUGGGACGCGGUGCCGGCCAAGCUGCUGCGUGGACAUCUCAAGGGAUACAGGGUGAGCUGGCAAUUUUAA
Messenger RNA from Knipowitschia caucasica, 2625 nucleotides. The record is from the annotation of a GenBank genome assembly. Lineage: Eukaryota; Metazoa; Chordata; Actinopteri; Gobiiformes; Gobiidae.